AUGCAAACCGGGCCCGAGGAGGAGCCCCAGGAUUACGACUUCGCCUGGCUGGGCGACUUCAUUGACCGCCUGUCUGAGUUUGAUAAGGACAUGAAUGGCGUUGUGGUGGAGUCGGGCAUCCUGGGCGGCAUCAAAAAGGGCAUGCUGGCGAGAGCGGGCGCCUCCAUCCAGAUGCAGCCGGGCUGCCUGGACCUGCUGCAGCGGGCCACCGAGGCGGGGAUCACCACGUAUGUGGUGUCGGUCAACUGGUCUGCAGAGAUGGUGCGGGCGGCGCUGACGCAGCAGGGUCUGUCGGUGGUGCUGGCGGAGGGCGACGGCGGCAACGCCGCGGCGGCCCCUGCCGGCUGCGUGGUUGUGUUUGCGAAUGAGCUCGAAUACUUUGGCGAUACAUCCACGGGCAACAUCAAGAGACCUCGCCAGAUCAGCGCGAGAUGGCCGUGCUGA
Molecule: messenger RNA, 444 nt
Organism: Chlorella variabilis
Lineage: Eukaryota; Viridiplantae; Chlorophyta; Trebouxiophyceae; Chlorellales; Chlorellaceae
Exons: 7
Coding region: 1-444 (147 amino acids)
Cellular component (GO): cytosol
Source: RefSeq, a predicted model, not a curated record